UGCUUCAAUGUUCAGAGAACUCUUCUCUCACCAGAGGUAGAAAAUGUUUGGCUGAAGAUCGGGAAAUGUCGGAAGAUGUUUCCACAGAAAGGGACCAUACCUGUGCUGGAUGCUCGCAGAAUAUUGACGAAGAAUCGUACGUGGAGGCAUUGAAUUAUGACUGGCACCCUCACUGUUUCAGGUGUUCAAAGUGUAACAGGUGUCUGUCCAGCUGGUAUUUUGAGAGGAAUGGCAGACUAUACUGCAAACAGGACUACUGGACCCUGUUUGGGGAUGCUUGCAACAAGUGUACAGAGACAAUCACCGGCCCCGUCAUGGUUGCAGGGGAGCAUAAGUAUCACCCAGAAUGUUUUGUAUGCUUCAACUGUGGGAGCUUUAUUGGAGAUGGGGAGACUUACGCACUGGUGGAACGAUCCAAGUUGUUCUGUGGGAAGUGCUACAAAGCUGUGAUGUCACCCCUGGGGGAAAGUCCAGGGAGGAGGAAGACCCACUGUAUUCAGUUGGUAGAGAUUCCCCCUACCCCCAAGGCAGAAAGUCAUGGCCUACAGUACUCGGUGGAGAAACGCAUGUCCAGCCUCAGUCCCCGGGCCAGGGAGAGUCUGUCUGUAUCACCUAUGAUAAAAAUCACAGAUCUGGACCAGAGCCCUGAGUUGGAAUCCCUACAGAUAGGUGAUAGGAUUCUAGAAGUAAACGGUCUCAGUGUCCGUGACAGUUCCCUGGAGGAGAUUGAUGCGGUUCUGCAGCAUACAAAAGAGGUGCUCCACCUGACUGUGGAGAGAGAACCCUCUUCUCUAAUGAGACAGAGCUCUUCUGACAACUCUACAUGCUCCCCAUCGGACAGUUCUUCCCCCUCACCAACGUCUCCAGCCUCCCCACAGUUCAUCAGCGUAAAUGGGGUCAAUGUUCAGCGUCGCCCAAAGUCACGUCUUAAUGCCAAAAAUUUGAGUCCCUCUCGCAGACGAAGUAAGUCGCCAUCUCCAAUCCCUCCAAGUCGCCAAAAAAGUGUAGACUUAUCACGUGCUAGCUCUCUACGACAACAGCCACAGACCCAUCGUGUGUUCCGGGCAUCUGACCUCAUUCAUGGUGAAGUGCUUGGCAAGGGCUUCUUUGGACAGGCUGUCAAGGUCACACACAAACUCACUGGAGAGGUCAUGGUGCUAAAGGAGAUGUGUCGCUUUGAUGAGGAGACACAGAAGACCUUCCUCAAAGAGGUAUCGGUGCUAAGAAGUCUUGACCAUCCGAAUGUGCUGCAGUUCUUAGGGGUUUUGUACAAGGAGAAGAAACUCAACCUUAUUACAGAAUUUAUAGCUGGUGGAACGCUAAAAGAAUUAUUGCAGGAUAUGUCUAAGGCCCUAUCCUGGACGAAGCGAAUCAACAUCACUAAAGACAUCUCAAAUGGCAUGGCAUAUUUACACAAGAUGGACAUCAUUCACAGAGACCUCAACUCCAGUAACUGUUUUGUCAAACAGGACUUGACGAUAGUAGUGGCCGACUUCGGACUGGCACGGGUUAUUCCCGCCGAGAGGUACCGUCGGCCAGACACGAGUGCCACCAAACUCACACGGAGUGCAGCCAAGAGACGUUUCCAGAGGAAGAAGAGGUACACAGUGGUUGGAAAUCCUUACUGGAUGGCACCAGAGAUGUUGACAGGCAAAUCUUACGAUGAGAAGGUUGACCUGUUCUCUUUUGGAAUUGUCAUGUGUGAGGUGAUUGGCAGAGUAUUUGCUGAUCCUGACUACCUGCCAAGAACUCUAGACUUUGGUUUGAAUGCUGAAGCGUUUUAUGGAAAGUUUUGUACUGACAGUAGUUGCCCUUCGGCCUUCUUCAAGGUGGCCAUCAUGUGUUGUCAAAUGACUCCUGAUAACAGACCGAGUUUUGAGAUGGUGACCAUGUGGUUUGAUAGCCUUAUGUUCCACCUGGAGCACCAAGGAGCCUUACCUGCUAAUCUGAAGGGCGACCCCAUACAGUACUACUUCUCUCUCAAAGACACCCUCCACUCAAAACAACAGGACAAACAAAUCUCCUCCUGUCCAGAUUCUGGCAAACCUCGGAGUCGGCGAUCAAGUCUCCACAUCAUCAAGGAAAAGACGGUAGAUAAGGCACCAUCUAUUGAGGCUGAGGACAAGACCAAAAGUUGUGUAAAGUGUGGGGCUGAGAACAAAACCAAUAUGUGUAUAAAAUGUCAAGACAAAGAGCAGACUCUUAUCACAGAGGAUGUUGAUAAACCAACAAAUUCUUGUGAAAAGUGUCGAAAAAUAUGGAAAUCUCAGACUAAGGGGGAUAACUGUGAAAACUGCCAAUCUUUGAAACAUGAAAUUUGUGCUGAAAAGGACAUACAAAAAUGUACAUUGACUGGAAAUAUGUGUGAUUUAAUAUCAGGACAGGGGAGUGAAACAACAGAAGAUAAGUCAAUUCACAAUAAUUCAGUUUGUAGUUUUGGACAAGUCACAAAUGAUACAAAAGAUGACAGUUCUACACUGAGUUCGGGACCACUAGACUCAAAUUUGAAUGGUGUCUAUCGUACAAUGUCAUGUGAAGGGGAGAACAAAUCUGUGAUGUUAGACACUGAAACGUCAUUUGGUGCUUCAAACCGCCAUAGUAGAAGUUCAACUCCAGAUGAGCCACGCUGUAAAAAACCUGCUAACGAUUAUGUCAAAGAGAACAAGUCAUCAGAAAAUGACUCUAACUUGCCAAAGGAUAACACAAGUAAAUCCUCCGAACCUGUCCAUUAUUCCUCCCUAAAUGACCUUGAAGCUGUGACUUAUCUACAGGGGGUAAACCAUUCUCCAUCGUUUGUCAGUUCAUGUACAGUAACACUAUCAGUUCCCCAUGCUCCCGUGAUGGUGAACAAUAGCAUUGUUUUCCCAGGGGAGAGUGACGAACAGGAGCUCACUCAGAAUGAGAAGUCGCCAAGUCUCAACAGUAAACCAUUUCCACAUUGUGAUCAAGGUUCAUAUUCCUCAACAAAACAGGACAAGCCUAACUGUAGCCCUGACUCACCCACGGAAUCUUACUCUCGUAGGAUGUUGUUCUCAUCACCUGAUAAUUCAGCCAAUCAUACGGACUCUUUCAGUGUACUGCCACACAGCUGUUCAUCUUCUGACGACAGAACUGCCUCAUUUUCACUUGGCGUACACCCCAUAGAUAAUGAUGCUAGUAGCAGCUUUUACGAGAGUGGGCAAGCAGAAGAUAGCCUAUCUGAUGAAAGCUUGUUAGAUUUCACGUCUGCAGUUUAGCCGUGUGUAAAUGUAUCUAAAACAGAUCAUGUGUACAGAAAUAAAUCAAUGCCAAACCGUUGAGUCUUUGAUACGUUCAGUAGUCGUCCACUUCAUAUAUUUGACACAGUGAUAAAUACAAUCACUUCUGCUCAAAAUUAAAUGAACAGCCAAACGUUUUGUGUAUUAAGAAUUCUCGUACCACUGGCAGAAAAUUUAAUUGAGCAAUGGACAUUGAUGAAUCAUUUCUAAAACAGAAAACCGUACCGUGUAGGACUAAAAAGGCAGAAAAAAAGAUGCAUAAGCAAAAUGUAAUUAAAACCUGUUUCCUGAAUGUAAAAGUGCAUAGGGGCUAGAUUGGGAUUUGAACCCCGGACUUUGGAUUGUAUACUAUCUCUCUAACCGACUGAGCAAACAGAAGUCAGCUGGUCCAUUGGGCUACAGUUAUAGCCAAAACGGAAUCAAGGGGAGGUUACUGUAUAUAUAAAAACCCACAGUGCAGUGGGACAGGGAUACUUACCAUAGAUUUGGCAAUGUCUUGAGAGAUACCCUUUAAUACCAAGUAUAUUAUUUUAAACAUCUUUUAUGUAAGAUAUUUCUGUAAAUUUAUAGAUUAUAACUGUAUGUAGCGAGGAAUUCUGAUGCAGGGAGGAGUGAACAUAAAUGAUGCAAUGUAUGAUUGUACACUAUUUUGAUUGUAUAAUAUUUUGAUUGUACACUAUUUUGAUUGUAUAAUAUUUUG
Molecule: messenger RNA, 3957 nt
Organism: Mizuhopecten yessoensis (Yesso scallop)
Lineage: Eukaryota; Metazoa; Mollusca; Bivalvia; Pectinida; Pectinidae
Product: LIM domain kinase 1-like
Exons: 14
Coding region: 66-3236 (1056 amino acids)
Biological process (GO): protein phosphorylation; actin cytoskeleton organization
Cellular component (GO): nucleus; cytoplasm
Molecular function (GO): protein binding; protein serine/threonine kinase activity; ATP binding
Source: RefSeq, a predicted model, not a curated record